AUGGUCGUGAACGACUGCGUUUCCAUCCUCUUCUGCCUGACCUUCCUCACCGGGUUCAUGGAGAUUCCUCGCAGCGCGCCGUCGGGACUCCAAGCCGGAGUGGGUCAGGUCAUCAUCGGCGGAUUGAUCUACUUCCUGGUGUUGAUCAUCGUUGAUUCUCUUCUCCUGCAUGGAAUUCGCAAGAAUCACAGGAAACUGAUGAUUCCGUGGAUGGCGGUGGCGGUGCUGCAGCUGAUCGCCGGUCUCGCGAUCGCCAUCAUGGUGUUCCUCGCGGUCGCGGAGGCCGACCGCGGCGUCGGCUACCUCAUCGUCAUGGUCCUCGCCUUCAUCGGGCUCUACUGCGUCGAGAUCCACUUGCUCCACGUCGUCUAUUCCUACUUCAAGGAAAUGGGGAUUCUGGAGGAAUUCGCGCUGGAACGGCACGACGAAGUGGAACUCGGCUCGGCGCAGCUCCAGGCCGCGAAGGAGACCGCGUGA
This is a messenger RNA of Darwinula stevensoni, 477 nucleotides long. Lineage: Eukaryota; Metazoa; Arthropoda; Ostracoda; Podocopida; Darwinulidae. The record is from the annotation of a GenBank genome assembly.